UGAGACCUCCUCGCUCUCCGCCUCUCUCGCGCUGUUUUAGGAAACGUGGCCUUACGGAGCCGCAGAGCAGCUUCACUGCUGUGGAUGAAUGAGAGACUCACAGCGGCUCCAGCCUCCGCCUCUACCCGUCUGUCAGCCUCCGCCGCCGCCCCAGCACUGCCAGCGCUCCCCCCUGUCGCCCGGCUCCGAAGAGAACCAUGUCUGAAGCAGAACCGGUCCCGGCCGCGGCCCCGGAGGCCGCCGUCCUGGACGCCCUGAACGCCACGGACUCCAACGGGACCGAGGCGCUCAACGCCACGGCCAAAUUCGUGGCCACCCCGGAGGGCACGGCGCUGGCGUACGGCAGCCUGGUGUUCAUGGCGCUGCUGCCCAUCUUCUUCGGGGCGCUGCGGUCCGUCUCCUGCUCCAAAUCUAAGGAGCUCGGAGACAAUGAUUACGAUUCUGGGUUCAGAGUGAGUAUGAGAGCCGCUGAGAGCACCAAAUACACACAAACUGCACGCUGUUUGUUCACAUGACGGGAAACACACCCACACUGCAGCAGUUUAACACGGAGUUCACUAACAGCCUCCUCCUCAGUGAUGAGCCUGCAGAAAACAAUCACUGAGAGCAAUACUUCACCUACAAAAUGUAAUACAGUCAUUUUCCUUAACCUUGAAUUGUGAAUGAAUUCUCUCAUGUCUUUAUCAGGGAACCACGUUUAACAACAGCAAAGCGAUAUCAAAUUAUCCGUUUGCAAACUGUCACGCGACUCGCGGCGUGCAGUCCCAGUCUCAUUUAUCUGGUUUAGAGUUUCCCCCACAGUCAUUUAUUUGUGGCAGCUUGCAACAAUAAAAACAU
Molecule: messenger RNA, 837 nt
Organism: Plectropomus leopardus (leopard coralgrouper)
Lineage: Eukaryota; Metazoa; Chordata; Actinopteri; Perciformes; Serranidae
Source: RefSeq, a predicted model, not a curated record